CAUCGGCACAGACGAUCUGAGCAAACUUCCUGCAUGGAUAAAGCCAUUUAACCGUAGUCGGCAGAUUGGCGAUACUAUCUCCUUCAAUGAUCCGUAUGAUUAUGGCUAGGUGGAGGUAGCAAGUAGGUUAUUACUCGUGCGUUGUUUCUAAUUCUAACCUCGUGAUUUUUUACUUUGUGACUUUCUUAGUGAGGCUUAGGUUGACAUUGACUCCAUCAUUAUUAUGGCUAGGUAUCACGACCGUGGCCGUGCAUCCGCCCUCUCCUCUUGAGACUUACUCGAUAGACGGCCUUUCUGUCUUUUUCCAUCUCUCUCUGGCAUUCACCUUUUCGAGUUGGGUCUGCUCUUCUAGUUAUAAAUUCUUAUCGUGAUCUGCUUCUAUGUAUCCUUGGUCCAUCUUUAAAUCUUUAAUCCUCUUCGUCAAAGCGGCUGUUCGGGACAGUGAGGAACAUGGUGGAGAGGGAUGAUUCGCAGCUCCUCGGACACAAGCGACAAAAAUACACGGUAGUUAAGGCCAAUUACAACGUACUAGCUGCCUACGUACAUAUGCCUUAAGUAAUGCGUGUACUGUUAACUUGUACUAGCUACGUACACACUAAGGCCUAUUACUGUUAACUUCGUACCUAGCCUACACUUGUUAACUUCGUACCUAGCCUACACUUGUUAACUUCGUACUACACUUGUUAACUUCGUACCUAGCCUACACUUGUUAACUUCGUGUUACGCACCGCUAGCGGGGGCAGUAAACUUGUUCAAGAACUCUUCAUUGCAAUUCGUUGCGCCUUAGGUGGUGGUGGUGGUUGUGUGUGAUCACCAGAUCGUUUUAAAGUAGCUUGCACUUCUCAUCAAUCUUGUACAUGAGAAUGGUUAAGAGAUAAGCAGUACUAUGAGUACAUGCCCAGAAAGCGGGCCCAUCAAGGGCCCGCUGCGCUGGGCAUAGGUUAACAACUAGACAGGUUGACUACUAAGAGACAGAAAGACACACGAAAAAAGUCGCCAAGUCUGCUCGCCAAGGCUGGGAAGCUGGCCCCCACUGUGGCGAGGCUAGUGAGGAGGCUACCGCUAUGGCUACUGCCUUGGCCAACUUGCUUGCUAGGGGCAAGCCAAUGGGUGCCAAGGCUGGCCCGCUGAGCGUCAUGGAGUCCAUGGGAAGGCCACUCUUGGACAUAUGUAGGCACAGAGGUUGGGCCCUUUUGAGUGUGAUCAUGUCCAGGAGAAUCCUAAAGCAUAGCAUACCCAUGGGAUGGCACUGACACUGGCGAGCGUCAUGGACGAGGCCCAUGAGAAAGCCACGCUUGGGCAUCUCUAUGCGCCCGCAGAGCCAGAAGCUGGGCCCCAACCUUCAGGCGCGGGGGUGUGUCUAUAAGCUUGGCUGUUUCAUGGACAUGACGCAAGACGCCCACCACGGUCCGCGCCUCAGACAUGCAAUGGCCCACCGUUAUCACUCUCGAGCACAGGCAUCGACGUCCUCAGCCUUCAGCCUUCACCGACGGAGAUGCAUGCGCCUGGCCUUCUCAUGGACAUGAUGACGCCCGCCAGGGUCCGCCCUCAUCUACUUCCUCACAGACAUCGACACCCUCAACGGCUUCGACUUUCACAGGCAAAGCUGUAUACCUUUGGCCCUCUCAUGGAUAUGAUGACGCUCACCAGGGUCCACCCUUCAGACACGCAAGUGCUCAAGGCUAUCACUCUCACAGACAUCGACACCCCCAACGGCUUCGACUUUCAAGCGCAGAGAUGUAUGCCCUUGGCUUUCUCAUGGGUAUGAUGAUGCUCACCAAAGUCCACCCUUCAGAACUGCAAGCGCCCACGGCUAUCAGUCUCACAGACAUCGACAUCCUCAACGGCUUCGACACUCAAGCGCAAAGACGUAUAUCUUUGGCCUUUUCAUGGAUGUGAUGACGCUCACCAGGGUCCACCCUUCAGGGAUGCAAGUGCUCACGGCUAUCAUUCUCACAGACAUCGACAUCCUCGACGGCUUCGACUUUCACACACAGAGACGCACAUCUUUGGCCUUCUCAUGGAAAUGAUGAUGCCCACCAGGGUCCACCCUUCAGACAUGCAAGUCCUCACGGCUAUCAUUCUCUUUCUCACAGACAUCGACAUCCUCAACGGCUUCGACUUUCAAGCACAGAGAUGCAUACCUUUGGCCUUCUCAUGGAUAUGAUGACGCUCACCAGGGUCCACCCUUCAGACAUGCAAGCCCUCACGGCUAUCAUUCUGACAGACAUCGACAUCCUCAGCGUCGGCUUCGACUUUCACACACACCGACGCACGUCUUUGGCCCUCUCGUUGAUAUGAUGACGCCCACCAAGGUCCACCCUUCAGACAUGCAAGUCCUCACAGCUAUCAUUCUCACAGACAUCGACAUCCCCAACGGCUUCGACUUUCAUACACAGAGAUGUAUCUCUUUGGCCUUCUCAUGGAUAUGAUGAUGCUCACCAGGGUCAACCCUUCAGACAUGCAAGUCCUCACGGCUAUCAUUCUCACAGACAUCGAGUCAACAUCCUCAACGGCUUCGACCUUCACGCGCAAAGUUGCAAACCUUUGGCCUUCUCAUGGAUGUGAUGAUGCUCACCAGGGUCCACCCUUCAGACACGCAAGUGCUCACGGCUAUCAUUCUCACAGCCAUCGACAUCCCCAACGGCUGCGACUUUGAGGCGCAUCUGUGGCCUUCUCGCGAAUCAAUAUGAUCACGCUCGUCAGCCUCUACCCUUUCAAGUGCUCACCCUCUCCCUUACAAUUCUCCCGCUUUUGUGCUGGUUAGAAGUAGACUGGUUAACCAUCUCCAAGGGCUGCUGCGCGCUCCUGUGCCGUGGUCGAUUGCUGUGCGCGGAAGGUAGUCGCGGAAGGGGAGCGAGCUAACUUUUUUCCAAAAACUUCAGGGAGGUCGUUCAGUUUUCUCUGUAUUUGAAUGACCUCCCUGAAGUUUUUGAAAAAAAGUAAAGGCGCUGGGCGAUAUAUGACAAGGGUAGGUAGCGGCUGGCAGCUCGUUGGGGCGAUUCGCUAGGGGUGGGCGCGUAGUGUCUUGCUGCGGAUGUGGCUGGUGUACGUGAGUAGCCUACAAACUAACAGCCGCGAACACGUUAGCACGUUCUUGACACCUUUGAACUCGUAGUACUAGCAAGGGCCUUAAGGAGCCGCUGUUAUUAGCCUAAGUUUAUAACAGCUUGUCCUUAAGGGAGCUCCUUAAGGAAAUUUUUUCCCUCUUAAGGAAAGUUAUAAUAACUUUUUAUAGUAAAAAUUCUUUAAGGAAACUGAUUUCCUUAAGGAAGCUCCUUAAGGGAGCUCCUUAAGAGAUUUCUGGCAAUUGCUAAUACUAUAAAUACUAAUAUCUUCCUCGUUGAUGUGAAGAAUGUGGAGGUUCGUGCCAUCUUUAACGUACACUUGCUGUUUCGCGAGCAGUUGCCUAGUCGUUCAGGUUUGCAGACGAUACCUGGGGUGGAGGACGAACGGGACAAUAUUCAGAUAUACAACCGCCCUGUACACUUCCGGUUUAUGCGAAGAUCAUGAUGUACAUAACUAAGUACUAAGCCACUAGCUGAGCGCUUGAAGACUAUAAGUUAGACUUAGAAGCUUCUAGUUCUCUAAGAGAACAUCUAUGUAAUGCUACAGCUCCUUACUAGGAGGUAAUCGAGCAAGGAUUGCGACAUGGAGUGCUCGCAUGAAAGUACAUGAUGACAGAAUGCUCAACAUAAGUAGAUGAUAUUCGGUGAUGACAGAAUCAUUUUCAAGCCUUCUACAAGUAGAAAGGUCUACUCAGUAUGCUGAAUUCAAUUUAGAACAAUAGGGUCUCUGCAGAUGCAGUUGUAGAGUUCUUGCAGUUCUUGCAAGAGCUGAAAAAUUGUGGGCUUUGCUAAUGGGUACUAGACUCCUACUCCUACUACUACGCAUCUCCCCCGGCCUCUUGCAAGAAUGGUCUCGUCUAAUGUCCUCAAUACUGGCGAUUCGGUGGUGCUCACACAUGAGGUUCCUAGUAUUAUUGAGGGUCCAUCAGACUAUGCCAAGAUGAUCACAAUCGAGAAGAAACUUCCCGGCGUUU
Messenger RNA from Amoebophrya sp. A25, 4042 nucleotides. Lineage: Eukaryota; Dinophyceae; Syndiniales; Amoebophryaceae. The record is from the annotation of a GenBank genome assembly.